This is a messenger RNA of Rhinolophus ferrumequinum (greater horseshoe bat), 3796 nucleotides long. RefSeq names its product G protein-coupled receptor associated sorting protein 2 (gene GPRASP2). The record is from RefSeq and is a predicted model, not a curated record. The transcript is spliced from 6 exons. Bases 721 to 3261 code for a protein of 846 amino acids. Lineage: Eukaryota; Metazoa; Chordata; Mammalia; Chiroptera; Rhinolophidae.
CCCGAGCCUGGAAAGGCAAGUGGGGGUGCAUGGGGCGGGGUGGGUCCACACUCUCGACCAGCUUACACCCGCGCCCAGUCCCAGGCAGCCCAGCGAAGAGGCGGAGGCGGCUACAGGGUCGAAGCCGGUUCCUGAGAGAGGUUGGCGAUUUCAGGUGGCGGGGUGCAUCUGCUGCGGAGCUGCUUGAGAAAAAGUUGGAGCAGGAAAAUAGCCUGGAUUUCUGGAGGCUUACUUUAAGACUGGUCACUUCUGCAAGGAAGGAAAGGAGGAAGAGACUGGCUCAAUUCUCUGGAGAUUUGCACACUGUCCCAGCAUUCCUUGUCCAUUUCCUGCAGGAGAUAUUACGAAUAUUGGGGGUGUAAUUGGUACCCCUGGAAUGAAGCACGGAGUGGGAAAUUGCACCACAUCAGAGAAGAUCCACCUCCAGUGGCAUCUCUGAUGGUGCUGGAAUUGCUGCUGACCACCACCCUCAACAGGUCUGCACCCACUUGGGAACCAUCCAUCCUCCCCCUGCUUGGUUGUGCCUCUUUGGCACUCUGUCUGUGAUAUUGGCUGAGGCUGGUCUUGGGAAGGAGGCUGGUUGGCUGCUGGACUGGUGAUUGACUCUCUUCCAAUUGUAUCGCCUGAAUCACUGGAAGAUCAGUGUGAAGAUACAGAAUUGUGGUAGAGGCGGGGACUGUGUUACUGGUAUUUAACUGCCUCUUCUCUGUAACUGGUAUUAUGACUGGGGCUGAGAUUGAGCCUGGUGCCCAGGCCAAGGCUGAAAAGAAGGCUAGAGAAGAGGUUGCAGGUGGGGCUGAGAGAGAGAACGAAGUCCCGAUGGUGGUCAGACCCAAGGUUAGGACCCAGGCCCAGGUAAUGCCUGGGGCAAGGCCCAAAACUGCAUCCAAGGCUAUGAAUGGGGCAACGCCUGAAACGGAGUCCCAGGUGAUGGCUGGGUCAGGGCUCCAAACUGAUUCCCAAGUAAUGGCUGUGGCAAGGUCCAGAAGUGAAGCCCAGAGAAUGUCUGGGGCAAGGCCAAAAACAGAGGCCAGGGCAGUAGGUAGGGCAUGUUCUAAAACUGAGGCCAAGGCAAUCACUGGGCCAAGGCACAAGGAAGAAGCCCAGGCUUGGGCCCAGACUGAGUUUGGGGCUCAGGCAAUGUCCCAAACAGAGGGCAUGCCCCAGACCAAUGCAGAAGCCUGGCCACUGCUCAGUACUGAGUGUGGGUCAGGUGCUAAACCUAUGUCCCUAUCUGUAGAUAGGGAACAGCUCAGGGUGGAUGCUGAGAUCUUUCCUGGUUCUCAGGGUCAGAUGGGAAUCCAACCCUGGUUUGGAUCAGGGGAGGAAACUGAUACUGGGUCUUGGUGCUAUCCCAGGCCCAGGGCCAGAGCGGAGGGCUCUAAUGAAUCUGGAUUCUGGUCAGCAGAUGAGACCUCUACGAUGUCUUCCUUCUGGGCUAGAGAAGAGGCCAGUAUCAGAUCGUGGCCCAGGGAAGAGUCCAAUACCAGGUCCAGGCACAGGGCUAAAUAUCAGCCUAACACCAGAUCUAGGCCGAGAUCCAAGCCAGAUCCCUAUAUUGAUUCUUGGUCUGGAUCUGAGGAGGAGUCUGGCAACCCAUUCUGCUUGUGGGCUGGAGAAAAUACCAAUAUGUUGUUCAGGCCCAGAGUCAGAGAUGAGGCAAAUGUUAGGUCCAAGCUCAGGACAAAGAUAGAGGAUGUUUCUGAGUCUGAAGAUGAGUACUUUAAGGAGUCCUGGUUUGUGCCUGGAGAAGAAGCCGAUAAUAGAUUCAGGCUCAGAGACAAGACAGAGCCCAGUACUAUCCUGAAGCCCAGGGCCAAGAAAGAUGUUGAUAACAGUGAUAGGGUCAAACAGGAGCCCAGGUUUGAGGAGGAAGUCAUCAUUGGGUCCUGGUUCUGGGCAGAGAAAGAGGCCGGUACGGAGGCCGGGGCUUCUGUCAUCUGUGAGUCCAUGCCAGGGGCUGAGGAGGGGGCCAUCGGUGGAUCCUCGUUUGAGACUGAGGAAAAGUUCAGUUUGGGGGCUGUGGCCAGAGAAGAGACCAGGCCAGAGUCUGAAGAAGAGGCCAUAUUUGGAUCCUGGUUCUGGGACAGGGAUGAGGCCUGCUUUGACCUAAAUCCCAAUCCGGUGUACAAGGCUAGUCCCAGGUUCCACGAUUCAGCUGAGGAAAUUAAUACAUCAUCCAGACCCCAAACUUGGGAAGAGGUCACUGUUGAGUUCAAACCUGGUCCUUGUUAUUUCGUUGGUUUCCCAUCCCCAAACCCCUUUAGAAUUCCUGAAGAAGCAGCAGCAGCCGCAUUCGCUGAACUGUUUGAGGAAAAGCCCCAGAAUGCAGAACGUACCCCAGAAGGGGAAGAGCAGGAAUCUGUACUUCAGCGCAAUCAGGCUGAUCCUGAAUUCCCAUUUCAGUAUGAACCAUCCUACAGGUCAGUCAGGGAAAUUCGGGAGCACCUUAGGACCAGGGAGAGUGCAGAGCCUGAGAGUUGGUCCUGCAGCUGCAUCCAGUGUGAACUUAAAAUUGGUUCUGGAGAGUUUGAAGAACUCCUUCUGUUAAUGGACAAAAUCCGAGAUCCUUUUAUUCAGGAAAUAUCUAAAAUCGCAAUGGGUAUGAGAAGUGCUUCUCAAUUUACCCGAGAUUUCAUUCGGGAUUCGGGUGUCGUCUCACUUAUUGAAACCUUGCUCAAUUAUCCCUCCUCCCGAGUUAGGACACAGUUUUUGGAAAAUAUGAUCCUCAUGGCUCCCCCGUAUCCAAAUCUAAACAUGAUUGAGACAUUCAUAUGUCAAGUGUGUGAGGAAACCCUUGCACAAACCGUGGAUUCCCCUGAGCAGCUGCUUGGAUUAAGGCUGCUUAGAUACCUCACUACAACUACUGACUAUCACACACUGGUUGCCAAUUAUAUGUCUGUGUUUCUCUCCCUAUUAGUCACAGGAAAUGCAACAACAAAGUUUCACGUUCUGAAAAUGCUGUUGAAUUUGUCUGAAAAUGCUGUGGUGGCCAAAAAACUAUUCAAUGCCAAAGCUCUCUCGAUAUUUGUGGGUCUCUUUAACAUAGAAGAGUCAAAUGAUAAUAUUCAAAUUGUUAUUAAAAUGUUUAGGAAUAUCAGUAAUAUUAUAAGGAAUGGAACAAUGGCCUUAAUUGAUGAUGAUUUCAGUCUGGAGCCACUUAUUGCUGCAUUUCAUGAAUUUGAGAACUUAGCCAAGGACCUACAAACCCAGAUAGACAAUCAACAUGAUCCUGAUCCUGAGGGGGGACAACAAAGCUAAUAUGAUUAACCACCUGCCUCUGAUCGGCCUGAUGUUCCCAAAGAGCCCUGAGUAGUGGCUUUCGUUUUCACAGCCUGGUUUUAUGUUGUAACUUAUAUUUUUAAUGCUGAUGUUAACUUGAUCCAAUUCUUGGUUUGAGCUGGCUCAUUUUGUGGAUGCCAAAUGAACAUUAGAGCUGAAAACAUAUUUGUUGAUAUUUGUCUUGCUGUCCAGAUUGUGGUAUUUUUCUGUAUUGAGCUUCCAAUGAACUGACUCGCCUAUGUAAGCUACCCUGCUAUUCGUUGUUUUAAACAAAUGGUUCUCCAUUUGAGUCUGUGUUUUCAAUAAAGUUCUGGGUGAAAACUGGCAGAAGUGACCCUCCUUCAGUGUAAAAUCCAGAUGCUGGUGCUUUGUGCACACUGACAAACAUAGAUAAUCAGUAGCAUGACAAACAUACCCUCAUUGGAAAAUUCCAUUCCUGGAGCUUAAGAAGGAAGAGACUACUGUGGGCCUUGGUACUUGAGGAAUGCUUCCGAGAAGAGGGACCCACUUAAAU